Colletotrichum navitas is the source of this 617-nucleotide messenger RNA. RefSeq lists its product as uncharacterized. The record is from RefSeq and is a predicted model, not a curated record. Gene Ontology annotation, cellular component: extracellular region. Bases 219 to 554 code for a protein of 111 amino acids. The transcript is spliced from 3 exons. Lineage: Eukaryota; Fungi; Ascomycota; Sordariomycetes; Glomerellales; Glomerellaceae.
CUUGUCCCGGCAUUCUAAAGCCUAGGAUACUGGCACUGACGUCGCUGUUCUCAACAAUCAAAAGCCAACUUUGACUUCAGCAUAGUAGAAUCAUGGGCAUAAAUUCAACCGAUUUCCCUUUCCGAAGCUGAAAAGAGUGUCUAUCUCCAUUACAACAGCUCACCCCCCCAUCCACCACAAUCUUUAUCAACCGAAUCCGAUCUCCCAGUAUCGUUACGAUGAAGCCCACAACCUACCUUCUCGCUCUUUUUGCUUCCGUUGCGAUCGCCGCCCCCACGAGCGUGGAAAGCACCACUGAUGAGCUGAACAAGGAGGCCUGCGAUGCCCAAGAGGACGCGUCUAUCGUUCCUACCCUAUGCAAGCUGAGCACCGCGCUUUGCUGCGGUUCCAAGGGCAAUGAUACCACCUCCCUGGAGUGUGUCGCUCCCUCUACUGCACCCUUAACUAUUGCUGGCUUCGAGGCCUCCUGCCUGGUCACUGGCAAAAAGUACCCGAAAUGCUGCGCUCUCGAUCUCUUUGGACUCGUCGUUUCUUGUGAGAGCAAUGUUCUUUAAGAACAUUAUUAGUCACCAACGAACGAUGCAGAGAAGCUUUUCCUUCCUUCGUCUUGGGAUUUC